This is a messenger RNA of Erythranthe guttata (spotted monkey flower), 2100 nucleotides long. RefSeq names its product monogalactosyl diacylglycerol synthase 1 (gene MGD1). Gene Ontology annotation, biological process: glycolipid biosynthetic process. Gene Ontology annotation, molecular function: hexosyltransferase activity. The record is from RefSeq and is a predicted model, not a curated record. Lineage: Eukaryota; Viridiplantae; Streptophyta; Magnoliopsida; Lamiales; Phrymaceae.
AGGAUUUUAUUGAACCCUCUUCGAAUAUUACUAAAUCCUCUUCAUCUAUGUAUAUAUAUUAAAAAAUAAAAAAGCUAUCUUUAUCAGUUUUGUGGUUACCAAUCCCCCUUCAAAUUCCCUCCUCCCUCCCCUCUGCUUCUCCACCUAUAAGAAACCUAUACGUAUUUUGUUUCUCUCUUCUUCUCCGUCGCCCCUCCUUCGCUUCUGUCUCUCUCUCUCUCUCAGGCACAAUUACAAACACUUGGUGUACAAGAGUUGUCGCACAUCCAAGAACCAAUCUUAUUUACGGUUCGAAGAAAACCCAUUUGUCGAUACAUAAGGGGGUGGGAAUUCAAAUAUGCAGCCUUCUACUGUUGGGCAAGAGCCCGCGAAUCCGUUUGGUUUUGUAUCCCAAUUCGGCUCUUUCGUAUUCAAUUCUUCUAGGCUCAAUCCGGAUGUGCUCUCCACGUGUUUGUCGAAUUGCCUGUACUUCGAUGCCAAGAAGAAGCCCAUGGUGGUUUCAGCUUCGUUGAGCCUGAGCACGAAAGGUGCUGCAUUCAACAUCAGAAGUGCGAUAAAUCAAUUCAAUACUGCUAUUAGAUUCCACUGCGAGCGAAUCCCACUCGGUUUCGCUUCGGUUAGGGUCGAUUCCGAGGAGAGUAACGGGAGUAAAGACGAUGUAAACGGGGUUUUGGAUGAUUCCGAGGGAGUUCCGACCAAUGCGGGUGCUUCUAAUUCUCCGAAAAGGGUUUUGAUUUUGAUGAGCGAUACUGGAGGGGGGCAUAGAGCUUCGGCCGAGGCCAUUAAAGCCGCUUUUGCUGAAGAAUUCGGAGAUGAAUAUCAGGUUUCGGUGACUGACUUAUGGACGGAUCAUACACCAUGGCCCUUUAACCAGUUACCGAAGAGUUAUAACUUCCUCGUGAAACAUGGUACUUUGUGGAAAAUGACGUACUAUGCUACUGCUCCACGUGUUAUUCAUCGGACCAAUUUUGCUGCUACCUCUACUUUCAUAGCUCGGGAGGUUGCUAAAGGAUUAAUGAAAUACCAGCCAGAUAUUAUCAUCAGCGUACAUCCUCUAAUGCAGCAUGUACCGCUUCGUAUUUUGAGGGCCAAGGGUCUUUUGAAGAAGAUUGUUUUCGCCACAGUGGUAACUGACCUGUCUACGUGCCAUCCUACAUGGUUUCACAAGCUCGUGACAAGGAUUUAUUGCCCGUCAGAAGAGGUAGCAAAACGAGCAGUGAGAGCUGGUAUUCAGCGCCCUCAGAUUAAGGUCUAUGGCCUUCCUGUACGACCCUCGUUCGUUAAGCCUGUUCCUCCCAAGGAUGAAUUGAGGAAGGAGCUGGGGAUGGAUGAACACCUCCCUGCAGUGUUGCUAAUGGGUGGAGGUGAAGGCAUGGGGCCCAUUGAGGCAACUGCUCGAGCACUUGGUGAUGCGUUAUUUGACGAAGUUAACGGAGAGCCGAUUGGUCAGAUUCUCGUAAUUUGUGGACGGAAUAAAAAAUUAACCAGCAAGUUGCAAUCAAUUAAUUGGAAGAUCCCCGUUGAGGUGAAGGGCUUCGUCACUAAAAUGGAGGAUUGCAUGGGUGCUUGUGAUUGCAUUAUCACUAAGGCUGGUCCAGGAACAAUUGCAGAGGCUAUGAUUCGGGGGCUUCCGAUUAUCCUAAACGAUUACAUAGCUGGACAGGAAGCUGGGAAUGUUCCGUAUGUCGUUGAAAACGGAUGUGGGAAAUUCUCAAAGUCUCCGAAAGAAAUAGCGAAAAUAGUAUUUGAGUGGUUUGGUCCGAAACAACACGAGCUUUUAACAAUGUCGGAAAAUGCGUUGAGGUUAUCGAAGCCGGAUGCCGUGUUUAAGAUUGUGCAUGAUCUUCAUGCAUUGGUUAGACAGAGAAAACUUGUAUCUCAGUACUGCACAACUUGAUAGUGUUAUAUCUUGGCAAUUAUUUCUCUGCUACUGGAUAAUAUUUUUUAUUUUAUUUUAUAAAGAAAAUGAGGUUUAUUGUUAGUUGGAGUAGUAACAAUUUCAACUCAUCCUAGCUGAGUUGAUUGAUUAUAGUGUAAUAAUGAAGUCUCAUGUGGCUAAAAGCACCAAUUCCUUGCUAUUUACUAUUUUCACUCCUUGUA